GCAUGGAAAAACAUGGAUAACUGCUGACCAUGGAAAAACAUAUAACUGGAGUGUAUACGAAGGCGACCGGAUUCAGAUCGAGGAAGCAAGACCUCGAAGCUAUCGGGGAAGAUGUCGGGUAAUGAGCAGCGAGAGGGUGGUGCACCGAGUGGAGGUGACGGAGAACGUAGGCUGUACCGAACACCAACAUGCUUUGCUUGCAACGAAAAGGGACAUUAUGCGAAUCAAUGUCCGAAUCGGAGCAUGCGGAAUGGAAGUUCUUCUAGACCGUCCACGUUGACAGACUCGAGGAGAUCGAGAUCGCCAAGGCGGUAUGACGCCCGUAGACGCUAUAUGUCCCCACGAAGGCACUCGGACAUGCAUUCACAGAUCAAGGAGCUGAGCAAGAGCCUCACAGUCAUGAAAGAGCACUAUGUAAGGGAACAGGAGAAGAAGGAGGCAAAAGCCAGGAAGAAAAAAGAGAUGGAGGAAGCCAAGAGGGCCGAGGAAGAGGAGAGGGUGAGACAAGAGAGGAAGAAAGCGAAGGAGGAGGCAAAACAGAAAGAAGCCGAGCGAGUGGCUGAGAUGAGGAAGGACCUCAAUAUUCAUAUGGCUACCAAGCUACGUGAGAUGGAGGAUAACUUUGUGGAGAGGGUCAAGCAAGCCAGUGGGCCUCUACAGGCGAAAGACAAAGGCAAGAAGAGAGUCACUUAUCAAUCGGAAGACGACUAUACUUCCGACCACUCCAGCAGAGGCAGUGAGACGAGUAUUACACAGGAGAUAAGUGGACGAACGAAGAAACUGAGAUUGUCGGAGAAGUGCAAACGAGGGAAUGACCCCUGCGUUGAGGAAAACCCGCUAUUGGAGCACUCGCCGAAAAGGACACCGAAGCGCGGCAUCUUGAAGCCCGUACAACUGACUUCUCGCCUGACAAGAUCCAAGGCCAGCAAGAAAGGAUUUCAGUCGCCAAUUGCCAGGAGGAGGACACCCGUCAAGACGCCACUGUCCGGCAGGAAGAAAUCAGGGAUCCAGAAAGUGACCCCAGGGUCGAAGAUGCAAUCGACACCAGCAAUGAAGGGUGCAUUAGCACGUAUGGGUUACAGAGACGCCAUGCUGAACGAGCUCAAGGACCUGGACGCCAUGAAGUUGCAGAAGAUCUGCAACGACGAAGGGAUACACUACGACAAGAAGAUCGAAGCGAUCUUCAAAAUCGCCGAGCAUCGUACGCACCAAGCAUUCGGGAAUGAGGAAGUUGACGAAGAGGCUAUCAUCAAGAUAGCCGACUCGGAAAAUUCCGGAAAACCGGCCGACGAAACCGAGGAAGGUUUGGAGUGAAGUUGCCUAAGUGUUUCGCACUUAUGGAGUUUAUGCAGGUAUUUGACCAAGGUUCGUAAUGACUCAUUAUGCACCGAUAGACGUAUUGAGGAUUUGCUACAUCUC
Messenger RNA from Chara braunii, 1419 nucleotides. The record is from the annotation of a GenBank genome assembly. Lineage: Eukaryota; Viridiplantae; Streptophyta; Charophyceae; Charales; Characeae.